Molecule: messenger RNA, 4638 nt
Organism: Folsomia candida
Lineage: Eukaryota; Metazoa; Arthropoda; Collembola; Entomobryomorpha; Isotomidae
Product: homeobox protein MSX-2
Exons: 5
Coding region: 2166-3095 (309 amino acids)
Biological process (GO): embryonic morphogenesis; regulation of transcription by RNA polymerase II
Cellular component (GO): nucleus
Molecular function (GO): RNA polymerase II transcription regulatory region sequence-specific DNA binding; DNA-binding transcription factor activity, RNA polymerase II-specific
Source: RefSeq, a predicted model, not a curated record
AGAGUUAGUUGUCACUACUACUACUGACUAUAGACACCUCACAGCACAGUCCGGGUAGCAGCAGGCCAUACAUAUUUACAGCACGGCCAGAUCAUCAUCAAAUACCCAUCACAUUCUCAUACCUGCCUCCAAUCUGGCUUCAAAUCCCUCUCCGUCGUCAUAACUAUUUACUCCGAGUCUAUUUUCAGCCGUCUCAAUUACACCCAAUCAGCACACACAUUUCCAUAUCGCGAAUAACGAGAGACAACGAUUUUAUUACCCGAGCAAUGAAGAAUAAUUGAGAAGAAAACCCAAUUGCCGUCACACCUCUGUCUCACUGCCACUUAUUACUAUUUUACUACUCCGAUUCCAAUUAGUACUUCUCGUCACCAAGCGGUAAUUGAUUGUCUUGUCGCGUUAACUCGACUCCCAUCCAUCCAUACCACUCAGUCCGUGGAAAGAAGCGGAGAGGAAAGGCUGAGGUGAAUUGUGGAUAUUCACGUGGUGUGCAUAGUAGCAGCAAAACUCGCUUAAUUGCAGAAGUGCAGCAAUAAAAUAGAGACAUUUGCACUCCCCAUAACAAAAAGCAAAAGCCAAACCAGCAGCAGCACCACAACUGAACGCAACAAACAAAACAACACAAACAUUGCUGACUGCUGCUGCUGCUUAAUACAUGUUUAUGUACUUGUUAGUGUGGUGACGACUGCCUAUGUUGCACUUCGACAACUUGGAUGGACGAGAUAUUCCAAGAAAUAAGAAGACCAAAAGUUGUAGUGAGUAAGCAGCAACGAGAGAGCGAGAUACGAGACCAAGUUUUAGAAGUUAGUCAAACCUUGACUGAGACACAACUAACUGGCACUAAACAAAGUUGAACAUUAAGAAAAAAGUUACCGCUUAUGUUUCGUGUGUGUGCCUCGGUACGAAUUAAGGAACUACAUGUGAGGAAGAAAUAUAGUGAAAAUACAGUGACUACCAAUUUCUCUACAAGAUUAAUCCAUUAAAUGGAAAUUGGUGGGCAAUAAGUGUGAAAAAGGGUCAGCAAAUUUAAAACCACGAGUAAACUAUCGCCGAAAAGUGAGGGGGAAGAAAUUCAUAAGAAUUAACUCUUCGUUUUUAGCGAAAACAAUUAAACACAGAUUAACCGAACGUGUAUGUGACCAACCUGCGAAUUAGGGACAAUUUUGCUGUGGGUUGGGUACCAUUAUUAGUCGGUUUACUGUUCAAUUGACCCUUAUUCUCUUGAAGAGACCACUUAUUCCGAGAAAAGCAGCACCACCAAAAACUUGGUUCUUUUAAUAAGUGAAGCAAAAUUAGACUUAUUACAAGUCCAGAACGCUGCGAGGAGAAAGAAGGAGAAGACGACGAUAUGACCAGUUGGACACCAAAAUUGUAACCGAGUGACACUCACCACUCUUGCAAAAUGUUCAAUUACUGUCCCCUCUUCAGAUGAAUGAUAUCGAUUUUAUAAUUAGUUUCAUUCAAUUUGGCGAAAUUUUUCACAAUUGAGAAUUAAUUCGGUCCCAUUUUAAGCAAGCCACACGUGUGGUUGUGGUGAUACAUAAUCAAGCCAGGAAAACAAUUAUCAAUCGAUCUGUGUUUCUUGUGUCGCAGUAUUUAUUGGUUGGACACGGUGAGAAAGGGAAAGUGACAUGAAUGCAUGCAAGACAAGAAGCCAAUCAAUUUAUUUUCACCGAAACAGAGAAUGAAUGGCAAAUUUGGGAAUAAUUUGAAAGCAGAUAACAUAAGUUAUUAAGUCGACGGGACAAGUUGGAGGAAUUGUUUGUAUUAAACGACGUCGACGACGACGACAACGACGAAGCCACAGAGCAUAAUACGAUCGAUAUACGUACGUGAAAGUCAAGUCACACACACACAGUUAUUUUGUCUCAUACAUGAACUAACUACUCUCGUAGCUGGGUUUUUUUACUUUGCGGGUCUACUUUCACCAAGAGAGACGACUUUGCUUUGGUCGUCAGUUGACAUCAGUUGACCACAUUGGGAAAAUCAGGUGUUGACGACGACGAGUAUUAAACUUUCUCCACCGCGACUCAACUCCCACACCUCUUUCACUCGCCGGAAGUGAUCUUCUUUAUUAUUACUCGCAAAGCCCAGUGGCGCAGUUCUUGUGCUGCUGUUCUUGUCCCGUUAAGAUUGCGCUGUCCAGGAUCACCCAUCUGUGGCCCCUUAUGAAAAUGUCCAGCUCUGACUCGAAGGGGGCGUCGAGAGACAGAAUGUCCAGUGAAGACAUCGACAUGGAGCUGGAGGACGAGGAUCCCGAGACGUACAUUGAUACCUCAGACGAAGAUAUUGACGAAGAAGAGGAGGACGUCGAUCUGGAAGAUGACGGCAAAUUGUUGCUCGAGCAGCAGCAGCAAAGACAACGCGAAGCUCUGCACCACCUCCACCAAACCAAUCUUCUAAAGAACAAUAAGACUGAGAAAAAAUUAUCCUUCAGUGUCGCAUCCCUCUUGGGCCAGAAGGAUGAGAAGGACAGUGAUGACAGCAAUACGGACAAAACUUCCUUGAGCCACGAAGAAAAACUUUUAGCCGCAGUUCGAAGAGCAAAUUCCGCCUUCAGCUCAACUUCAGGGACUCCGGAUCACAGUCCGACGUCGUCAAGGUCGUAUUCGUCCCCAAUUUCGCCUCUCACACCCACCUGGGCCCUUCCUCUACUCGGUUGGGGUUACACCUCGCAAGGAAAUGUCCUGCCACCAAGACUACCCGGUCCUGCUGUUCGGUGUCAGCUUCGUAAGCACAAACCGAAUCGGAAACCUCGAACGCCGUUCACCACACAACAGUUGUUAGCACUAGAGAAGAAAUUCCGUGAAAAACAGUAUUUAUCGAUUGCCGAGAGGGCCGAGUUCUCAUCUUCACUUAAUCUCACAGAAACGCAGGUAAAAAUUUGGUUUCAAAAUCGUCGCGCCAAGGCCAAGAGGUUGCAAGAGGCGGAAAUCGAGAAGCUGCGCCUGGCCGCGGCUCGACCCCUCCUGCCGCCAUCCCUCGGAGGCCUCAUGCCCCCCGUGGGACCGGCCGGAAGUCAUUACGCCCUCCUCGCCCGGUCCGCGCAUCUCAACGCAGCGUAUAAUCUCAACCAACUCCUCAACAACAAAAUGUAGUCAGUUUACAUUCAUCAUACAUAAAUGCAAAUGUGGAGUGGAGGUUAAUUUUUCUGGCAUUAUUAUUACGUGGCCUACACGACCUACUUAGAUACUACACAUGAUGACGAUGACGAUGACGACGACACAUCAUCAUCAUCAUCAUUCAUCAUCCACACAUUAAAUCCCCUCCUCCCCCAAUGAUUACCUGUCACGACCCCCUUAAUUACUAUUUAUAUUCUUGUGUGUCGUUCUUCGUGGCCGAUUAUUAAGUAUUGAUAACUGAUCCUCCUCCCCCACUUCUUGUGCGAUAUGUGAUUUUAUUACUGCUACGAUGAAAACUUUCUCAGUUCAGCCGACCCCUUCUUCCUCGUCCUCGCCUCUCCGUGAUGCGAUGAUGCAGACAGUUCUCCUUAUUGUCUCGUGUAAUUAUAUUAUUAUUGCAGUUUUUAGUACAGCAAACAUUUACCAUUUAAAUCUCAGUCACUCACUCAAUAAUAACUCGACACGCGUGGAAACUAAAUCAUCUCUCGGAGGAUGACUUAUUUAAAAAAAUUAGUAUAUUUUACGCCUGUACCAAGAGCGUACCAAAAGAGUGGGGUUUGAAAUAAAUGCCAAAUACAGUUAAUUACUUAAUUAAUUAAAUAAAACUCUACUCUCCUACGCUACGGUACGCUAAGUAAUUUAGUGGGUAAAACUAUUUUAGUCAGUAUUUAUUCUAACGAGUGUCGUAGAUCAGGAGGAGGUAUAUAAAUACUAAAAUAAUAAUGUUAUAAUUGUUCAACCCACUCGGCAGGAUUGUUUUUGUACGGAAUGAAAAAGAAAUAUAGAGGGACACGUUUAUUUUUUAAGAAAGGAAUAACAAAAUUCAUGACGGGUUGUUAUUCGUGUCAUUUACUUUUAUUUUACGGAUCCCCCCAAAAUGAGGGCCAGUCAGUCAGGAUACAUUCAGUCUUUUUUUUCGUGGUAGCCAAAAUUCAUUACAAACUAGGAACAUAUUUCAAUAACGCGUAUCAAUUUGCCUCACCAUCAUCGUACUUGAAUUGAGCACUCUGUGUCUCAUGUUUCGAUUGAUUCCAUACUAUUUUUUCGUCAAUUCAGUUUCUCCCCCAAAAUUAUAAUAUUUAGCAAAACUGUUCAGACUGUAAACUCCUCGACUUAAAAGAAAUCUAUGACGUAUAAUUAUUAAGGCUAUUAAAUACUUAUGAAGAAAGUUCCAAUCCCACCCUAUCCAAUAAUCUACCCACCCAACCAACCACCCACCCACCCACCAAGCAUACUAAGAAAUACCGUACCAUGGCAAAGCAAGAGAUGAAACCGUUUGAGAUGUAGAACGAAUAAUAGCAAAAAAGUUGUUAAAAUGGAAAAUACCACAAGUACUACGCGCGCAAUAUUUAUGUAGCAGGUCAGAUAUUAUAUGUAAGUAUGAUGAGGAUGAUUAUUGUUAUGAUUCAUGAUGUGAAAAUGAAGAGAAACCGUUUGUUUGUACGUUAUGGAAAUGUCGACGAGUUGUUGCAAAAAUUUAAAAAGCAACAGAAAAUAAAAGAGAAAGAAUACCCAAUGA